CGGCUGCGAAUGGGGCGGGCUAGGCGCGCGCUGCCCGAUGGCAGCUGCCUGGGGGCGCCGAUGGCCUCAUCCUUAAAGCCGAUGGCCCCCGCGAAGAGGACGCACUCGACGGCGGGACCCUCCUCCAGCAGGCUGCGGCCAAGCGCACGCAGCUCGACAGCAAUACUCCGCAGGGACUUACGACGAGCGGAGCCGGAGCUGGGGAGCCCCGAAGGCUGGCGCGGAGGCGAGGCGAGGACAGCCGACGGCUCUUUCUGGGCGCACGGACACCGCGCGCUGCCGAUGGAGUUCAACUUGCUCACUGACUCAGAGGCCCACAGUCCCAAUCUCUCCCUCUCAGAGUCGGGGACACCACAACAUGAGCACAACUGCAAGGGGCAAGAGCACAGCGACACAGAAAAGUCACAGCAGAACCAGACCGAUGACUCCAAUCCUGAGGAUGGCUCCUUGAAAAAGAAGCAGCGCAGGCAGAGAACUCACUUCACCAGCCAACAACUCCAGGAGCUGGAAGCCACUUUCCAGAGGAACCGCUAUCCGGACAUGAGCACCCGGGAGGAAAUUGCUGUCUGGACCAACUUGACUGAAGCCAGAGUCCGGGUGUGGUUUAAGAACCGCAGGGCCAAGUGGAGGAAGCGGGAAAGGAACCAACAGGCCGAACUCUGCAAGAACAGCUUUGGAGCCCAGUUCAAUGGACUGAUGCAGCCUUACGACGACAUGUACAGCGGCUAUUCGUACAACAGCUGGGCCACCAAAGGCCUUGCCACCAGCACCCUGUCGGCAAAGAGCUUCCCCUUCUUCAACUCGAUGAACGUCAGCCCCCUCUCGUCGCAGCCCAUGUUCUCCACACCUAGCUCCAUCGGCUCCAUGCCCAUGCCUUCAUCCAUGGUAGCUCCCUCCACAGUGACUGGCGUGCCAGGCCCCAGCCUCAACAACCUCAACAGCCCCGGCCUUAACUCUGCCGUUUCAUCCAGUACCUGCCCAUACGCUUCCCCAGCUAGCCCAUACACGUACCGGGACACAUGCAACUCCAGCCUGGCUAGCCUGAGGUUGAAGGCCAAACAGCAUGCCAACUUCACCUAUCCGGCAGUGCAGACAGCAGCCUCCAGCCUCAGCCCUUGCCAGUACGCUGUGGAUAGGCCAGUAUGAAGGCUUACGACCCUUCCCAACCCACCUACCCAACCCCAAUAAUCAGGAACUUGGCCAUUAGCCUGACAGCCACACCCAGACCGACCAAAUUCCAGGAAGAUGUGCUUCAUUAUGACCAUGCUAUUAUAAACUUUCCAACUUCUCUCUUUUGUUUUUGGUGAAAGUAAACACAACCGCUCAUCGAAAGCCCAUUUGGGAAAGAGGACUUUCCUGCCAGGCUCUGAGGUCAUUGUCAAUCCGGCGCUGUAAUGCGAUAGCUCUCAGCUUGCUCCUGCUCCGGUCCGAGAACAGGCAACCCGUUCAAGCAACAAUACGGAGAGAGAGGGAGACCCAGGAAAGUGGGGGG
Lacerta agilis (Sand lizard) is the source of this 1492-nucleotide messenger RNA. It is a transcript of the gene PITX3, whose product is annotated as paired like homeodomain 3. The coding region runs from base 10 to 1146 and encodes 378 amino acids. Gene Ontology annotation, biological process: regulation of transcription by RNA polymerase II; anatomical structure morphogenesis. Gene Ontology annotation, cellular component: nucleus. The record is from RefSeq and is a predicted model, not a curated record. NCBI's taxonomy places the organism in Eukaryota, Metazoa, Chordata, Lepidosauria, Squamata, Lacertidae. Gene Ontology annotation, molecular function: DNA-binding transcription factor activity, RNA polymerase II-specific; RNA polymerase II cis-regulatory region sequence-specific DNA binding. The transcript is spliced from 4 exons.